This is a messenger RNA of Notodromas monacha, 730 nucleotides long. Lineage: Eukaryota; Metazoa; Arthropoda; Ostracoda; Podocopida; Cyprididae. The record is from the annotation of a GenBank genome assembly.
AGGUUGUAAAUCAUUUCGCGAUCAGGUUUCGCGUCGUGAUUGAGCAAAUAUCGCUUUUGUUUCUUGCGACUUUGUUCCGUUUUUUGGCUGUACUGUGGAGAUGAGGACACUGAGCUGGUUGGCUACCCGGCGAGUGCUGUUGGCAACCGCGAAACCCCGGCAUGCCGCUGGUAGCGGACUGAUGUGCCCGACAGCGACUCGUUCAGUUGUGACUUCGGCGUCGAUGAAGAUGGCUGCGGGUGUGCGCAAGGAGCGGGAUACGUUCGGAGAAUUGGAAGUGCCCGCGGAUAAGUUGUACGGAGCGCAGACCAUGCGGUCCAUGAUUAAUUUUCCUAUUGGUGGGAAGAAAGAGCGAAUGCCAUUACCUGUCAUCCAGGCGUUCGGAAUAUUGAAGAAAGCUUGUGCUGAGGUGAACAAGGACUACGGACUUGAUCCGAAAGUUGCAGAUGCCAUCAGUGCUGCUUGUGAUGAGCUCAUCAGUGGAAAAUUGUAUGAAGAUCAUUUUCCGCUCGUCAUCUGGCAAACUGGGAGUGGAACUCAGUCGAAUAUGAAUUGCAACGAGGUGAUCUCAAACCGAGCCAUCCAAAUGAUGGGUGGAGAAUUGGGAUCAAAGAAUCCGGUUCAUCCGAACGACCACGUUAACAAGAGUCAAAGUUCCAAUGACACGUUCCCGACUGCGAUGCACAUUGCUGUGGCUGUGGAAAUCCGCGAUGUGCUUCUCCCUGGAGUG